Branchiostoma belcheri (Belcher's lancelet) is the source of this 906-nucleotide messenger RNA. RefSeq names its product CMP-N-acetylneuraminate-poly-alpha-2,8-sialyltransferase-like. The record is from RefSeq and is a predicted model, not a curated record. Gene Ontology annotation, biological process: oligosaccharide metabolic process; N-glycan processing. Bases 58 to 906 code for a protein of 282 amino acids. Lineage: Eukaryota; Metazoa; Chordata; Leptocardii; Amphioxiformes; Branchiostomatidae. Gene Ontology annotation, molecular function: alpha-N-acetylneuraminate alpha-2,8-sialyltransferase activity. The transcript is spliced from 3 exons.
CCAACAACGCCGAAAUUCUGGGAAAAGUAUGACAUAAAUACAUCCGAAGUUCAACUUAUGAGAAAGUGGGUUUUGAAGCACUUCAACCCUGACAAAGACCUUACCAUUGACCAGUCCCGAGUCAGCGUUGGACAGCGCCUCACUUACGCACUCGAUGUAAAUAAAUUCCAAACUAUCACCGAACAGUUUUACCGUCAGAUUCCCGAGUCGUCACCUCUCCUAGGGAAACACUUCAAGUCCUGUGCAGUCGUUGGGAAUUCUGGGAUUCUCCUGGGCAGCCGCUGUGGUCCUCAGAUCGACUCUGCAGACUUCGUGUUCAGAUGUAACCUUCCUGAUAUUGAGGGGUUCGAGAAUGACGUGGGGACAAAGUCGAACUUCACCACCAUGAAUCCCUCUGUUCUCCCACACGAUUACGACGGAAUUGACACAAACACAAGUGUGUACGACCGCUUUCUGGAGAGAUUGCGAUCCAUCGACAACCAAAUUCUGCACAUCCCUGGUUUUGUAGCCCCGGGCGGACGUCCAGACGUGUACUUUACUCUGUGGAUGAUACGCGAAAAUCACCUGCCGAUGAUCCUCACAUUACAACCAAGGGAAACUACUGAAAAGAUGAAUGCGUUGAUGGGAUUCAAGACGAAACGAGCAUCAUCAGGAAGCUUUCUGUUCGCGCUGGCUGCCUGUAAGUGCGACCAGAUCCACAUGUACGGAUUCUACCCUUUUGGAAAGGAUGAAAGGGGGCGAAAUAUAACGUACCACUACUAUGGUGAGGGCACGUGCACGACUCGGAUGCUUCCUGCACACGUACACAACAUGUCUGAAGAGUACCGGACCUUUCAGAUGUUCCACCGGCGGAAGGCUCUGGUGCUGCACACGGAGCCUUGUCAAGUUUUGGGAGGCCAGGGGUGA